Messenger RNA from Botrytis porri, 324 nucleotides. RefSeq lists its product as uncharacterized. The record is from RefSeq and is a predicted model, not a curated record. The transcript is spliced from 2 exons. The coding region runs from base 1 to 324 and encodes 107 amino acids. NCBI's taxonomy places the organism in Eukaryota, Fungi, Ascomycota, Leotiomycetes, Helotiales, Sclerotiniaceae.
AUGGUUUACACCUUGACCGUUCAUCUCUAUGCCAACGAGCACCCAGAAUCUAUACCCCGCAUCAAGGCCAAGCUCAUUGAAGCAUCCCGAGUCUACAAGCAGGACAAGGAAACUGUUGACUGGAUUGUCAUGCAAGAUGUCCACGACCCUAGAGCAUUUACCAUUGUAGAGAGAUUCGAACAAGAAAGUAGUCAAAAGUACCACCUCGAGAACCCAUACUGGAAAACUUUCGACCCAUACGUCGUUCCACUCCUCGGCAAACCCAUGGAUCUCCGAAGACAUGAGGAAUUAGAUAUCAGCAAGGAGGUUGAGGUUCCAGCUUAA